This is a messenger RNA of Manis pentadactyla (Chinese pangolin), 2742 nucleotides long. It is a transcript of the gene TMEM238L, whose product is annotated as transmembrane protein 238 like. Lineage: Eukaryota; Metazoa; Chordata; Mammalia; Pholidota; Manidae. The record is from RefSeq and is a predicted model, not a curated record. The coding region runs from base 1040 to 1279 and encodes 79 amino acids. The transcript has 2 exons.
GAAAUGAGUCCAGAGAGGGUUGGUGCCUGGUUCGAGGCCCCCCAGUGGGCUGGGGACCGAGGGGCAGCCGUAUCUGUGUAGCCCUGAGAGAGUGGCUGAAGACCUUUGCUGUGUUUUUCUCAGCUGACGCUCACCUGCUCACCCUGUGUAGGGGUGAUAAGACCCCCCUGUUUUAUACAUAGCCCUUCAGGGAAGCACACAGUGCUCCCAAGACAGAAAGCAAACGUGGUGUUAGUCUAGAAAACACACAGAGAACCAGGUCAGCAUUUCUUGACUUUCACCUAGAGUUGCCUUUAAGCCCACACCCAGGCCACCGCAGACAGCCCAGAGGUCCCUUCUCUCCCCUCUCCGUCCUGCCUGUUUGAUCUCUGUGAUGAGCCUCUUUCUGGGAAGCUCAGGUCUUUGGGUCUUUGGAGUGGAGAAUCUACAAGACACACCAACCUUCUCUGGCUAAUACUGACUGAUUCUUAGAGCACAAUUUCAAAAUCUAUUUAUGUCAACAAACUCUUUUCCAUAUCUUCUACAAAAAAACCUCCCUUCCCUACAAGGAGGAGUAGGGCAGGGAGGGGAGGGAAAUAAAAUCCCCACCACAGGAGAUGGAGAAACUGUCUUAGAAAGCUGGAAUUGUUCAGGCCUUGAGAGUCAGAGGACCGGGCACAGGACAGCCCUCUUCCAAGGUCACAGGCUCAAUGUCCUGGUCGUUGGCACUGCAAAUCCAUCCAAAAGCACCCUCAGUCCUCCUCUGCCACGUAGCCUGGAUUUGCCCCAGUGACGACCAGUCCCACACACAGUGACGUCAGGCUGUUUUUUUCGGGAUCAUUCCUGAGCCAUGAAACAGUUAAGAAAUUUCCUGCCCCACUGGCUGCCAUGCUCAUAAAGGUAGGUCCACGUGUACUUCCUUGUGGCUCCAGACAGACUGACGGCUGGCUCGUUUGCUCACACCCAGCAGGGAGCGAAGGCAGCAGGAGGCAGAACCGCCACCCUUCCAUGCAAAGCAGCCCCAGGGGUGCGGCCGGGCUCCUCCUGCUCCUCCUGGGACAUGCUCCUGGAGAGGCUGUGGGGAAGAUGCAACCCCGGGCAGUGUGCAUUUCUUCUUGUACUGGCCCUCUUGCUUGAUGCUGUGGGCCUGGUCCUCUUGCUGCUGGGCAUUUUCGCUUCACUGGAUUACUGGGACUUCUUGGUCUACACAGGGGCCCUGAUUCUGGCUUUCAGCCUGCUGUUCUGGAUCACCUGGUAUUCCUUCAACAUCAGGGUGUCUCUUGAGAAACUGGACUUUUAGCUUGGCCGUGGGCAGAGGAGGAAGGACCCAGGCUUCACAUGCAGCUGUCUGCAAGCCUGCAUCCUUGGGCAGUCAGAGGAACAGGAACAUGUCACCGCCCCCACCCUGGAUGCUCUGCCAGGGACCAGGUCCCAUCCAAUGGCAAAGCAUCAAAGCAAGCAGAUGCCCUUUCUUGUAAGCACAUCCUUUAAGAGUAUCCAGGAGGAACCAGAGGCUGAGAGAUAGAGGCUCUCAAAGCACCCGCUAGGAUGCCUGUGAAUGGUCAUGAAUGUCAGGCUUCUGGAAGGUUCCAGGCCCCGUCAAGAGUCCAGCACCCCUGCACCAGGCCACUGACGCCAUUGCUGGUGCCCCAGCUGUUUCGGCCUGAGAUGCAGUAAAGUUCUGGGGCUUUCAUGGUAGCAACCCUGCUGUGGGCUGCGACCCCAGAAGACAAGUCCCAUCCCCUGUUGCUCCUCUUGUCAAUCAAUGUCCUUUGAAAAACGAACAAUUGGAAGCAAACACAGAAGUCCAAGUGGGAUCUCCUGUGAGCAUGUAUCACACUGUACUGUUGAUGCUUUUCUCCCCUUGGGGCUCUGUGGACAGACUGUGGGCUCUGUGGAGGGCUCCACCUCAUCCUUCUCUGGGCAUCAUCCAGUGGGCACAUGGUAGCACAUUUCCAUGUGCUGGUUGCAAAAGCAAAUGCACAGAGGCCACCCUCCUCGGUGCUGGGUCCUGAGUGCUACGAAAGCCUCUUCAUCCAUUUGCACAGCUUGGCCAUGCCGCUGGCUCACAUUGAGCUUUCCGUCAACUGAAACACUCUGCGAGUUUUUCUGACAAGCAAGCGAGGUCUCUGCUGUGCUGUCCGUGUGUCAUUCAUUCCUUGAUCCUAAGAGCAGGACUCUAUUUUCGUCUUCCUUCAACUGCAUGAGUGAAAGGCAGCCCAGCUGUAGCACCUAUGAGGUCAACCUUCAGAGGCUAAUCAGAUGCUCGCCCCCUGUGCCUGGCCUGCAUCACUAAUUUACAUUUCCCCUGGUCUCAUUUUUUACCUUUUAUUUUAUAUUUCACCCUAAAAGUGUAUGUGUUUCUUAUAAGCUACCUCAGACCUUUUAUGGUGUGAAACUGUUAUCUAAAUAAAGAAGUAGAUUUGGCUUUUUAAUGGGAUGUAAUGUAUUUCUGAGUCUCCAUGGUCUCAUAACAAUUCUCAAACUCCCAGUUUGAGCAACCUCUUCCCAACAGUUUAACCUGCCUCUGUGCAAAUCCUGGAAUUCUGCUUUGGUAUGGCACCUCCUGGAAGGAACGCAUGGAUUCCGGUGGAUGGAGACAGUACCUGGGUUAUUUGGACACUUUGGACUCUUCUGGAAGUUCUGUGCCCAGCCACCAGCCUGACUUCUCAGAGUUAGGCUGGACUCAGAAACCUGAAGAGCUGUAAUGAAAGAACAUUCUAGAUGAGGCAUUAUGGAGAAAGAUUUCCCUCCUACUCAGAG